Molecule: messenger RNA, 2888 nt
Organism: Phoenix dactylifera (date palm)
Lineage: Eukaryota; Viridiplantae; Streptophyta; Magnoliopsida; Arecales; Arecaceae
Source: RefSeq, a predicted model, not a curated record
AGAAGUGAGAGAAGAAACUCAAAACCCAGGGUGGGGGAGGGUGUGUGAUAGGAAUCAGAAAGAUGGAGAAAAUAGCCUAUGUCCAUUAUUAUCAUCAUCCGCAUCAUUCCCGUCUUCGCCAUCAUCAUGAUGAUACUGGACUUAAAAAAAAAAAUAAAAAAAAGCCUUCUCCUAAGGCGGAGAAGGGAGGGAGAAAGGGGCCUCCCAUCUCUUCCUAUUCUAACCUUAAACACCCCUCUCUCUCUCUCUCUCUCUCUCUCUCUCUCUCUCCCGGCCUCCGCCUCCAGAAACUUCUUCUCCCAAAUUACCCCUCAAAUCUCCCUCUACGUCUCCACAGUCCGCACACACACUCUCUCGCGUCUUUUCGCCUCGAAUGGAGAUCGCCGGCGUCUAGGGUUUCUGAUUUGGCCCUCGUGAUCUUGAUAUUGGUACUCAGUAGCCUAGUCAUAUCGAUAUCUUAGUAACUUCUUGGGAUUUCCUUCCGGUCAGCAGAUAGUUGUAGGAAUACUGUUGAUACUUAGUUGAAGUUGAAUUUAUCACUAUGGAUGGCUUUGGAGCCUCUGCAUUCAGCGGUAUGAGUGCUGUAAUGAAGAAGCGGAGGAGUGCUACUUCAAGGCGGCCUCGGCUUGAGGCACAAUUGAUUAUGGAGAGUCAUGAUAUGUUGCAUCCUUUAAACAAUUCAAGAAGGCUAUCUCCUGAUGAGAAUGGAGGAAAUGAUGCUGGAUUCCGAAGGAAAGAGUUUUAUCUUAACAACCCUCCUCCAAGGAGUUCAUCUGCUCACAGAAUUGAAGGUGGAACAUCUUCAAAGAAGGUUAAGAGGGAUGACAAGACAUUCGAAGAUUAUUAUGGAAGUACUUGUCCUAGAGGUGGAAAUGGAUCUGAUUUGAAGCGUUGCAGCGAAGGUGCACUAGCCCCAGCUAACUUGAAAAGCUCGAACAAAAGUAAAGAGAGCAUUGAAAUGCAGUCAAGAUGCCCAGAUGCUUACGCAGGCAGGAGGGGUGAUGGUCAAGAUAUGCAUCAGCCUGACGGAGCUCAAAGUCUAUCAGCUGAGAACAAGCUGAGAAAGGUGAAACUCAAAGUUGGUGGAGUCACACGCACUAUACAUGCAAAAUCCAAUUUAGAAGCUGGUAACGAUGGCACUUCUGCCAAGCCUCCACGUUCUUCUGAUGCCUUUCGGCAUCGUCAAAGGCUUAGUCCUCAGGAUAACUCUGAUGAUCAUUCAUUUGAAAUGGAGAGUCGCCUGCAAGGAGAUGCAUGGAAGGAUUCCAGUGGAGUGAGCUUUUCUCGGGGAGAAGGCAUAUCUGGAAAGCAAACAGACAAGCUUCCUGGCAUAUCCUCUUCUGAACCUGUUCGUAAAAGCAAGAGAGUGCCUAAGAGGCGUGUGCUGGAUGAUGCAUUUGAUGAUGGUGAGGAAGAUGAUGAGAUCCGCUACCUUGAGAAACUUAAAAUUUCCAAGGUUUCUGUAGAUCAAACUACAGAUUUUGAAGAUACUGGGGAGGAUGGUAUCAAGAAACGGAAGAUCUCCAAACUUUCGAAAAAUAGGAGUACGCCAUAUGAGGUGGACGAGGACUAUGUUAUGUCACGAUCAAACAAAGAGGGCAGGAAAAAAUCAAGAUCAGAAAGGGAAUCUGAUGACACAGAUUAUGUUGAGGAGGAAGAACCUGGUUCCGAUGGUGGUCCUGAGGCCAAGAGAAGGAAACAGAAGGUAUCUAUAGAUUCACCAGCUGAUGUCAGAACUGAACCUCUUACGACACGCCAACGGGCACUUCAAUCAGGCAAAGGUGGCAAUGGUGAGAGUUUGAUUGAGUUCCCAAAUGGGUUGCCCCCUGCUUCAAGAAAGCAAAAGGAGAAGCUUUCUGAAGUAGAAAUACAAGCAAAGAAGGCAGAGGCUGCUCAGAGGCGUAAAAUGCAAGUAGAGAAGGCAGCUAGAGAAUCUGAGGCUGAGGCAAUUAGGAAGAUACUGGGCCUGGAUUCUGACAAGAGGAAGGAAGAAAAGAAGCAGAAAGAGCGAGAAGAAAAGGCGAAGGCUGCUAAAUCACAGACAUUAGCAUCAAGCACCAUAAAAUGGGUCAUGGGACCAACUGGUACAGUUGUUAUAUUCCCUGAAGAUGUAGGCCUACCAAGUAUGUUCAGCUCCAAGUCAUGCAGUUACCCACCUCCACGAGAGAAGUGUGCUGGCCCAUCAUGUACAAAUGAAUACAAAUAUCGGGAUUCCAAGUCUAAACUUCCAUUGUGCAGUCUACAGUGUUAUAAGGCAGUCCAAGGAAGUGCUCAACGACUAACCUGUUGAUGUUUCUUACCUUGUAUGUGUUAUACCCUUGGUAGGAGCAGGAAGAAGCCCUACCGUGCCAAUCAAGUGCAGAAAUGAUCAAGAUAUCCUGCAUGAUCUGACGAGUUUGGUGUGGUUUGUUUCACCCUCAGGUUUUGCUGUAGAACGAGAUGACUAUGGCUCUAAUGAAGUCGAAAUGCAAACAGAGAUCCACAGUCAUGAGACCUCAGGAUGAAUGCGCAGCCUAAUCUUUAAUGAUCAUAAAGCCCUGUUGUUUUCAGUACAUGAUUAUAUAGACCCCUUUUAAGGCCUCUGAUAGUCUGAUCGGUGAGAUCUGGCAAUGCCGCAGAGGUGGAUACCGCUUGAGCAAGUCCGUGCGUGCAUGUUUAUUUGGUUUUAAGUAUCUUUAUAAUUGCACAAAGAUCACUUACUGAGGUUCUGUGUAAGAAAUUAACUUAUGUUCUAUUGUCAGAAUAGUUUGAGUAGUGUUGAUUGGAUCGAAUGCAAAUUUUAAGGUUAAAAUUUAACCUUGAAUAUGUGCCAUUCUGCACAAUGUUAUUGAUAGGCUUGAUGAUAUUGAAUGAAAGAAAGAUGGGUAAAUUGUUUACGAUGUGUUUAA